AUGGCUUCGCGGAGGCUCCUAUCCUCAUUACUCCGCUCCUCCGCCUCCCGUAGCUCUCUAUCGAGAGCUUUGAACUCGGCCCCCAAACCCAGGCAUCGGCCAUCUCCUGUGGGCCACUUCCUCCACCGUGUCGCCGAGUACGCCACCUCCGCUGCCGCGCCCUCUUCCCCGCCACCUCCGCCCAAAGCAACCAGUGGAGGUCCCAGUGGGAAGAUCACCGAUGAGUUUACAGGGAAAGGUGCGAUCGGAAAGGUCUGCCAGGUUAUCGGUGCUGUGGUUGAUGUGAGGUUCGAUGAUGGUUUGCCUCCGAUAUUGACGGCGUUGGAGGUCUUGGAUAAUCAGAUCAGGCUGGUUUUGGAGGUGGCCCAGCACUUGGGUGAGAGCGUGGUCAGGUGUAUUGCUAUGGAUGGUACUGAAGGGCUUGUUAGAGGCCAGCGCGUGCUCAAUACUGGUUCCCCCAUCACCGUACCUGUGGGUAGAGCAACUCUUGGCCGUAUCAUGAAUGUCAUUGGAGAGCCUAUUGAUGAGAGAGGCGAUAUUAAAACUGAUCACUACUUGCCAAUUCAUCGUGAAGCUCCAGCCUUUGUGGAGCAAGCAACUGAACAGCAAAUUCUUGACACUGGUAUCAAGGUUGUCGACCUUCUUGCACCAUACCAAAGAGGAGGAAAGAUUGGACUGUUUGGUGGUGCUGGUGUAGGAAAAACUGUACUUAUCAUGGAACUGAUUAACAAUGUUGCAAAAGCUCAUGGUGGUUUCUCUGUCUUUGCUGGUGUAGGAGAACGAACUCGAGAAGGUAAUGAUUUGUAUAGAGAAAUGAUUGAGAGUGGCGUCAUUAAGCUAGGUGAUAAGCAGGCUGAUAGCAAAUGUGCUCUAGUCUAUGGUCAAAUGAAUGAGCCCCCUGGUGCUCGAGCCCGUGUUGGACUUACUGGACUGACCGUGGCAGAACACUUCCGAGAUGCAGAAGGGCAAGAUGUGCUUCUCUUCAUUGACAAUAUUUUCCGAUUUACCCAGGCUAACUCAGAAGUGUCUGCUUUGCUUGGCCGUAUCCCAUCUGCUGUAGGUUAUCAACCUACUUUGGCUACAGAUCUUGGAGGCCUUCAAGAGCGUAUCACGACAACUAAGAAAGGUUCCAUUACCUCUGUCCAAGCCAUUUACGUGCCUGCUGAUGAUUUGACAGAUCCAGCCCCUGCAACCACCUUUGCUCACUUGGAUGCCACAACUGUGUUAUCACGACAGAUUUCUGAGCUUGGUAUAUAUCCUGCUGUUGAUCCACUUGACUCAACAUCUCGCAUGCUUUCCCCACAUAUCUUGGGAGAGGAACACUACAACACAGCCCGUGGGGUACAGAAAGUCCUCCAGAACUACAAGAAUCUUCAAGAUAUUAUUGCCAUUCUUGGAAUGGAUGAGCUUAGUGAAGACGACAAAUUGACUGUUGCACGUGCUCGUAAAAUUUCAAGGUUCUUGAGCCAGCCUUUCCAUGUCGCAGAAGUUUUCACAGGUGCCCCUGGCAAAUAUGUUGAGUUGAAGGAGAGCAUUAACAGCUUCCAGGGAGUCCUGGAUGGAAAGUAUGAUGACCUUUCAGAACAGUCAUUUUACAUGGUUGGAGGAAUCGAAGAGGUCAUUGCCAAGGCAGAGAAGAUUGCCAAGGAAUCUUCUGCAUAA
This is a messenger RNA of Fraxinus pennsylvanica, 1662 nucleotides long. NCBI's taxonomy places the organism in Eukaryota, Viridiplantae, Streptophyta, Magnoliopsida, Lamiales, Oleaceae. The record is from the annotation of a GenBank genome assembly.